Molecule: messenger RNA, 2913 nt
Organism: Colletotrichum lupini
Lineage: Eukaryota; Fungi; Ascomycota; Sordariomycetes; Glomerellales; Glomerellaceae
Exons: 16
Coding region: 1-2913 (970 amino acids)
Source: RefSeq, a predicted model, not a curated record
AUGACUGUUAUUGGUCUUCCUGCUCACCUAGUACUCUCACGAGAGGCUGUUUCUGAUAGCGUUGAAAGUACCUUUCAAGUGGUCCUUUCCAUCCUUGCCCAGUUUCCACCAACUCGUCCGUCACGCCCAACCGCCUUGCUGACCAACACCAAGGCACGGAGCACUCAACAGCCUGCCAUGACGGCCAGGGCUAUGUACGGCAAGGUCCCUGUCGAUUCGAUCACGGUUCGCCCAGCACCCAGCAUCCUGCUUGUCGGGUUCUCUCUGGCGUACCUAUCCGUACUCUCCACUGUACAGAAUACACCCAGCGCCCAUCCGUCAUUCAGCUUCCGGCGGAGUAGACAAAAGGCCGCAUCCUCACCCGACCCGGAAGAACCACCAGAGGAACCCCGUCGCCCUCAUCGUUACCUGUCCGCCACGCCUGCUACGCCCCGACACGACGGUCCGCUGGAACGCUACCCUUGGCUGGCCGUUGGGUCCUCUUUCCUGGUCUCGUCCGUUCUGCCUACAUCCUGCUUCCUUCAUCUGUCUCGCCCGGCUGCUGUCCUAGGUUUCAAGAUUGUUGAUGGCACCCUCACGUACAACGCGCCCUUGAUUGGCUCCCGUUUUCGAUCCAACGACCGCCGCUGGCGAGGAUCUGCGCUCAACAUGCCGUUUUGCUUAGACUUUGCACGUCAAGUUGUCAAUAGAUCACGACCCCUAAUUCUGAACAACAGACGACCGCCCGUCACCAUCGCCGACACGGCCUCAGCAACUCAUUCGCUUUCUUGUAUCCGAGCUCCUUUGGCGGCCUGCGGCACACCAGCACCCGAGGUAUACACGCUACGUGGGGACCGAGAGUCGCUCGGCCUAGCUGCCAAUAAUGUCCAAACCAGACAGCUCCGAACACAGGCGCUUCGGGUACAAACAUGGCUUGUCAGGCCCGACUAUCCCUUCCCGGCAUGUCUCCGAAGUCGUGUGGUCACGAAGAGUAUCUGGAACUCUGCUGAACUAUCCGUCCAAACACCCAAACAUCCAGUCUCAAGGGUAACCGGGCAGCGCAUUGCUAAUUCAGUCAUUGUUAGUCAGUCUCUUGCUUUCUACCCAUCAAACCUAGCCGCCCUAGACCAACCGAAGCUUUGUUGCCCCUCAAACGCCGGUUGCUCAAUCGGGGAUGAGGGCGCUCUCCAAGGCCUUUUAUUUGCUGCCGACUUCAAACUGCCGUCUUCUCGACGAUCGAUGAGACGGACAUCGUCCAGGACAGGCUUUCUGCAACCUCCUCUUGACACGGCCAGCAACCUUGGCCUGAUGAACUGCCAGAGAGCGGCUCGGUUGCGAGUUGCGAAUUACACUCCAACGCAACGUAACCCGCCCUACCUGAAGAUGGCAGAUUCACAACAACGGGCGAGAACGAGCGCCAAUGAACAGCUGGUUGACCUGUCAUGCCAGGCCAGGGCCACAAACGACUACCUCAAAAACCCCUAUGUACACAUGCCUCUCCGCCGUGUUGGAUCCCUUGGUGCGGUGCAGCCACCCCGAAAGACAUUCUGGACGGGGGACGACGCCGUUGUCACCUUCAUCCACGCUGCUGGACCCGAGCUCAUUCGUCAACUCACCUCCCGUGCUUAUUCGGUCCAUCUUAAGACAUGCCUCUCGUCUUUCCCCUCCGACACACGCCGAGUCUUUUCACAAACACAGCAGUGGAGCAAAGCUCUGUCGAUCUGCUGCUGUUCGCUCCCCCUUGCUCCAGUAUGUCCCUCCCACCAGGCAUGGGGAACGCUAUUGUACCUGGCCAGCAUCUAUGCGGGGGAUAUCCGCUCGACACCGACAGAAUGCCCCAUUAACGUUGCCAAUCAGCAUUACACCCACUCGCUUCUUCACUGCACCUUCGUCGCAUCCAUGUCCGAUCGAAACCACUCCAUCACGACCCAUCCUGAACGCUCACUCCCAAACCCUCACCUCCUCAACAACUCCGCAGUCAUAACAGGUAUCAUCCAUGAGCGGACCCCAAGAGCCCCUCGUCACUUUUCGACGAAAAGCCCCCGAACGGAAAGCAACUUCGGGAGACAUUGCAUUGUUUAUGGAAGGCUAGUGCGGCCGAGGGGAAAGGCAUACGUUCAACGUCAGCGCCACUUAGCUAUUGGUGUCACAGCCAACCGAUUCGCAGAUGCCACCUCUAGAACCACCCGCGCUCCAUCAUCCACGAUGUGCAGCACACUGGCGUUUUCUGGUAGGUCAGCGUCCUCCACACGGUCCCGUACCGGCCCGAUUCCCACGAACUUCUGGAAGACAUGGACGUCAUGCUCUGCAUCCCUCGGUGCCAUUUCCCCCACUGCCGCCCAAGCACUCAAGACUCGGGCAGUCUCGACUCUUCAGAGGCCGCGCACAGAUGGUCAGGCUUCAGAAGUCUCAUCCAUCCAACUGCAGAGAGACCUUUACCGGUGCCGGCGCACGACUGCCGGAGCGUCCCCCGCGCCUAAGUUCGGACGGCUAAGUCGCUCUGCAGGUGGAGUGGUAUCCCGCCCCGGCGUCGCCGGCGUCCGGGCCUGGCCUUUUUCUCGUUACUACGUUUUGCUGUUGGAACUAAUGUUUUCUAGUGCCAUGUAUGACUAUUCUGACAAGUCGGUCAGCAUUAUCACCUGGUGCACUGAGUUGACUGGUUUGACUGUGCUAUUUCACAUCGUCUUAAACUUGAAGGCCAAAACCUCAGGCCACGUUGAGUCAUUUCUUUCUUUUCGUUGUUGGAAAGAUGAGGGUGCUAGCAAGACGGCAUUCAUUCCGUUGUUGUCCAAGACAGGUGUCGUUCAAAUCGAUAACAUCUACGCUUCCCGUCUUUUGCUCCAGGGCCUUUCCCAUUCCGACCCGGGUUGCGCAUUACAAUACGGGCACGGUGUUUAUAUCUUGCCGUUAAAAUCGGAUCCCAUGCAAGUUUGA